UUAAGUGUAGUUAUCGAUAGAGUGCGCGCAAUAAUGUAACGGUUUCUGAUCUGAGUGUUUUUAAUCUUUCAUGGCGCAUGUCGUGUACGUUCAACGAAGAAUAAUUAUCGCUCGCAUUUGACGCAGUGCGUUAGUCUCAUAUUACAAACGGAAAAGAACGUAAUAUAGUGCCGCGUAUUACGCGAUACGCUUUCCGAGCAAGUAAUCCGUGUUAGUGCUCCGUAAAAAAGAACGCGGCGGUUAAGCACUGCAAAGAAAACUUGACAUUGGAACGGCCAUUUUGGCGUGUUGUUUCCUAAUCGAGUGCUCAGCUCAGCAUCGAUAUCCAUCCAUUUCAAGGAAAUAGAUAAUAUUUCAUCAUUUUCAAAAUGAUGACAGAAACACAUAUAAAUUCCAAUCAUGUCCUAAAUUCUGGUUUGAAUACUAAAUCAGAAAUCGACAAAAUGGACGAUGUGGGUUGGAAAGCUAAAUUAAAAAUUCCACCAAAGGACAAACGAAUUAAAACUAGUGAUGUUACUGAUACUCGUGGCAAUGAAUUUGAGGAAUUUUGCCUAAAACGAGAAUUAUUAAUGGGCAUCUUUGAAAAAGGCUGGGAAAAGCCUUCCCCAAUUCAAGAAGCCAGUAUUCCCAUUGCAUUAUCUGGUAAAGAUAUCUUGGCCCGUGCAAAAAAUGGGACUGGUAAAACUGGGGCCUAUUCAAUUCCAGUGCUAGAACAGGUUGAUCCACGAAAAGAUGUGAUUCAGGCACUAGUACUUGUACCUACUAGAGAGUUAGCUCUUCAAACAUCACAAAUUUGCAUUGAACUGGCAAAACAUAUGGAAAUAAAAGUAAUGGUAACUACUGGAGGAACAGACUUACGGGAUGAUAUUAUGAGGAUUUACCAGUCAGUGCAAGUAAUAAUAGCAACCCCAGGAAGAAUUCUCGAUCUUAUGGAUAAGAAUGUUGCAAAUAUGGAUCAUUGUAAAACUCUAGUUUUGGAUGAAGCAGAUAAACUUCUGUCACAAGAUUUUAAAGGAAUGUUGGAUCAUGUCAUUUCGAGAUUACCACACGAACGUCAGAUACUGCUGUAUUCAGCCACAUUUCCCCUGACAGUGAAACAAUUCAUGGAAAAACAUUUAAGAGAUCCAUAUGAGAUUAAUUUAAUGGAGGAACUCACAUUGAAAGGUGUAACACAAUAUUAUGCCUUUGUACAAGAACGACAAAAAGUUCAUUGUCUUAACACACUGUUUUCCAAGUUGCAAAUAACACAAAGUAUAAUAUUCUGCAAUUCAACACAACGUGUUGAAUUACUUGCAAAGAAAAUAACAGAUCUUGGAUAUUGCUGUUAUUACAUACACGCGAAAAUGGCGCAGGCACACCGAAAUCGCGUGUUUCACGAUUUCCGAGCAGGACUUUGCAGAAACUUGGUGAGCAGUGAUCUGUUUACUCGUGGUAUUGAUGUUCAAGCCGUGAACGUCGUAAUCAAUUUUGACUUUCCAAAAAUGGCAGAGACAUACCUUCAUCGUAUCGGCCGAUCAGGACGAUUCGGUCACUUAGGUAUAGCAAUUAACCUAAUCACAUACGAAGACCGUUUUAACUUACAUCGUAUCGAACAAGAACUUGGAACAGAAAUUAAACCUAUUCCAAAGGUAAUAGAUCCAAGUUUGUAUGUAGCAAGACCAGAAGACAAUAAUAGCAUGGAAGAGGGUAACGUGUCUAAGUAGUUUCGAUACAUCGUCACGAUGUUUUAUAUGCGCUCAAAGAGUUUAAAGUGUUAAAUGGUGAUUGUGUGACUCGUACAUGUAAGGCAUACAUUGCUAUGCUUUGAACUCACAGAGUGAAACGUUAUCUCAGUUUGAAAAGUAUUGUCUGGGGUGUUUAACAGUGUAUAAAGACAAAACAGUGCUAUGAACAUUUAGAUAAAAAAAAAAAAGUGGUCUAUAUAGAAAAAAAUUGAAAAUUUCAAUCAACAUCAUAGUAAAACAGCGAAAAUAUGAAUUACUUGUAAAUAAGGCAUACUGAGUAUGAAACAAUGAACUCAGUGAAUGAAGUGAUGCGAAUGCCGGUGCGAGUCAUUCUUUGUACAUAAAUACAUAUAAAUGUACAUAAUCUAAAGUGCGCGCCAGAGUCAAGCCAUUAUCAAGAGCACAACAUGUAAACAAUUAACAUAAUAAUCAUUACAUUUUACCACAAACUGUAAAUAUUACAUGUGAGUAUCUAUCAUUUUAAUAGUAAAUUUUUAUACAAUGGCUUCAUACUUCCAAGAUUUUUUGUUCUUUAUGGCUUCAUACUUCCAAGAUUUUUUGUUCUUUAAAAAAAAAAAAAAAAAAUGUGAUGGGAUGUGUGAUUUAGAAGGAAACAGCAUAAUGAGAGUAAACUUGUAGUUGAAUGCUGUUUAUAUCUGAAUACCAUAAAUUAAUCCAUAUGCCCAUUACUUUUGCAUCACCAUAUUUUACAUAUAAAUUCUCCUUAAAUACGAUAUAAUACGAUCACAAAUUCUAAAUAUUGUAUCGAUCUUAAUGUUUGAUCAUGGCUUGAUUUUGCUACCUGUCAAUGCUGUCAUACAACUCUGAAAUUCAAAUCACUUUUCAAAAAAGGCAAGAUUAUCUUUUCUUUCUGUAAAGUGGUAAUAGAAACUUUUUUUAACUUAAUCCGAUUUUUUUACGAAAUUGUGAUUGAGCGUCAGAGGUUGUAAAAUUGACUAGUUUUAUAUAAUUAUUUUUUAUAAAUAACUGGCUGGUGGCAUUUAUCGAAGUUAGGGAUUCAAUGUAUGAUGUCUAUUGAAUAUUUAUGUGUCUAUUGUAAUUCAAAAUCGUUCCACCAAUUAAUGUAUGAGUAAUGAAAUUAUCUAGCAAAGAUUCUUUGUUACAUUUAAGACACAUUUUAGGUAAAAUCUAUGAAUAUAAGCAAAAAAAAAAA
Molecule: messenger RNA, 2898 nt
Organism: Apis dorsata (giant honeybee)
Lineage: Eukaryota; Metazoa; Arthropoda; Insecta; Hymenoptera; Apidae
Gene: me31B
Product: ATP-dependent RNA helicase me31b
Exons: 8
Coding region: 369-1703 (444 amino acids)
Biological process (GO): P-body assembly; cytoplasmic stress granule assembly
Cellular component (GO): P-body; cytoplasmic stress granule
Molecular function (GO): ATP binding; RNA helicase activity; mRNA binding
Source: RefSeq, a predicted model, not a curated record